Messenger RNA from Meleagris gallopavo (turkey), 1655 nucleotides. The record is from RefSeq and is a predicted model, not a curated record. Lineage: Eukaryota; Metazoa; Chordata; Aves; Galliformes; Phasianidae.
UUAUUCUUUAAUAAAACAUUUGAGAAUUUCACUCAUGAAAAACAUCACUAAAAAUCACACAAUAACAUUAAAGGUUAGCAGUCAAGUGGGCACACACUACUCGCUGUCCAGGCCAUGGGUUGGACACAUCUCGUUUAGUCGUAGACCUGGCACAGUUCAGUUAACGGCUGGACUUGAUGAUUUCAGAGGUCUUUUCCAACCCAAAUGAUGUCACUGAGCAAACAGGCUAACACAUCACCAAGCAACAGAUUGUGACUGCAUGGCCUUCAGUGCUUCCAUCGGGACGUUAGCAGAGCCUGCCUCAGUCUGGCUUGUUCCUGGCUUCCCACUGAGCAGCUUUGCGAGGUUUGGAAGGCGAGCAAGGAUUUGGCUGUGCUGGGCCGUGCCUGUGGCUGCUUCCAGCAGUUCCCAGUGCCCGUCCUCACAGCAUCGUUCGUGUUUCCCUGGCCCUGCCCAGUGCAGGCAGCCAGGGCCCCGCAGGACGUACCCGCAGCAGCGGAGUGCGCGACACCAGCGCUGCAGCACCCGUGAAGGAAGGCAGUUCGUCACCCAGCACUCUCCUCACGUGCAGCAGCCAGAAGACCAUGGCCGCAGCAGAGGCAUGGACAUGUCCCAUCUGCUGUGAGGCACGACGGGACGUUGCGUAUGCAACACCGUGCAACCAUCAGUUCUGCCUCGGCUGCAUCCAGCGGUGGGCCAUACUGAAAUCCAGCUGCCCGCUCUGCAGGACGGUCAUGAGGACCAUCAAGGUCUCCAUGUGGGGAGAUGAACAUCACAUUGAGUGCGUUGUCUCCCCACCCGCAGUGCCGGUCCCUGCCCAAUUCCACCACGGCAGCAUCACCCGCCCCAACGGCACUGCAGCACACGCUCCAUCCUCUGCGCCGCUGCCACCGCAGCAGAGGGCUGCAGCGCCAGAGAUGAGGGCGACAGUGGGCGGCCUCCUGCCGCAGCAGUGGGCGGCAGCCUUCAGGGAGCGACGCCACAUCCUCGACCCCGUGCUGCCCGGCCUGCACCAGAAGCUCUCCGCCAUCCCUGGGUUCCAGUGGUGGCAGGUCAGGUCUACCGAGAGCCUGUUCCUAUGCUGCCUGUGUCAGCUGGGGCUGGACAGGGAUGCCAUGGUGCGGUGCAUAGAGCCCAGCGUGGGACCCAGCGCCGUGCCCAUCAUCCACUGGCUCAUUGACACCAUCGUCAGCCGCUGCGGCCGCGACGCCCGGACGAUGCUGGGCCUCGAAGAUGAGAGCACUGCCCGGGGGCAGGACGACAGCAGCACGGCUUUCUCCCCACAGACAAACCGCACCCCCCGCGCCACACCCUCCAGCAGCUCCGAGGGUCCCAACGCCGAGGAGCUGCCCGGCACAUCCAGCCGAGUCCUUCACGGGGGUGCUGGCGAGCUCCCUGCCGCACCCAGCCCCAGGGAGCAGCAGCAGCCCCACGAGGAGCCGGGGCACGAGGCAGCAGGACCCAGCGCCCAGCACCGCAGCCUCAGCCGCCCCGCUCCAGGCCGGGGCUGGAAGCGCUCUGCUGGGGAGCCCCGGCGCCGCAAGAAGAGGAGGGCCGACAGCACCCAGCGUGCUCCGCAGCCCUGCAAGAGGCUGCCUCCCCGGCGCCUCUAGCGGGGCUUACAUUCCAUUUUAAAACACAAAAUAUAUGCGUUU